UGAGGCUGGGCUCGGGGCGCGGCGCGGCCGGCGGUGACAGCGCGGAGCAUGGCGUGGCGCCUGGGCAGGCUGGGCGCGGGGCCGUGCUGGCGGGCGGCGCGGGGCGGCUGCGGGGAGCUGCGCGCUGGGUCCGUGCGCUCCGCGGCCGCGCGCCUCUGCCCGCCGCCUGGCACCGCGCGCUCGGGGCAGAGCCGCGGGCUGGCGCACGGCCCCACCGCGGGAGGCGGCCCCCGGCUGCGGGCCGGGCUGGCGGCGGCGCUGGCGGGGCUGGCCGGGCUGGCCGCCUCCGCCUUCGGGCACGCGCAGCGGGCUGAGAUGGUGCCGAAGAGCUCCGGGGCGCGGGGCCCCUCGCCGGGGAGGUCGGAGGACGAAGACGAGUUGUCCCGCCGCUGCCGCCGCUUCAUGGCCUCGCCGGUGACCGACCUGCGCGAGCUGCGGGGGAGGCCGGGCGACAUGAAGACCAAGAUGGAGCUGCUGAUCCUGGAGACUCAGGCCCAGGUGUGCCAAGCGCUGGCACAGGUAGACGGGGGCUCCCGCUUCUCUGUGGACCGAUGGGAGAGGAAGGAAGGAGGUGGAGGCAUCAGCUGUGUACUCCAAGAUGGACAUGUUUUUGAAAAGGCUGGGGUGAGCAUUUCUGUCGUUCAUGGAAAUCUUUCUGAGGAAGCAGCAAAACAAAUGAGAAGCAGAGGGAAAAUUCUGAAGACUAAAGAUGGUAAAUUACCAUUUUGUGCUAUGGGUGUGAGCUCUGUUAUCCACCCGAAGAACCCUCAUGCUCCUACUAUCCAUUUCAACUACAGAUACUUUGAAGUAGAAGAAGCUGAUGGUAAUAAGCAGUGGUGGUUUGGUGGUGGAUGUGACCUUACUCCAACAUACUUGAACAAAGAGGACGCUGUCCAUUUUCACAGAACUCUAAAGGAGGCUUGUGACAAGCAUGGUCCAGAUCUUUACCCCAAAUUUAAAAAAUGGUGUGAUGAGUACUUUUUUAUAGCUCAUCGUGGAGAGCGGAGAGGCAUUGGGGGCAUCUUCUUUGAUGACCUUGACUCCCCAUCCAAGGAGGAGGUGUUUCGCUUUGUGCAGAGCUGUGCCCAAGCUGUGGUUCCUUCUUACAUUCCCCUUGUGAAAAAGCACUGUAAUGACUCAUUCACUCCCCAGGAAAAGUUGUGGCAGCAACUCCGGAGAGGACGGUAUGUGGAAUUUAAUCUGCUGUAUGAUCGGGGCACCAAGUUUGGUCUUUUCACUCCAGGAUCCAGGAUUGAAAGCAUCUUAAUGUCUUUACCUCUAACUGCCCGAUGGGAGUACAUGCAUUCCCCCUCAGAGAACUCCAAAGAAGCUGAAAUUCUGGAAGUUCUGCGCCAUCCGAGGGACUGGGUGGUACAUGAGUUUGUGGGACCUCACAGCUUUCCCAUGAACGAAGACAAGAGGGGAGCAGAGAUGAAAGACCAGAGGCAAAAUGAAAAAGCUGAAGAAUGAGAGCACAAGAUUUGUGUCCUGGUUGUGCCUCUAUUAUUUCCUGGAUGAGUGAUCUUGAGAACUCGCCAUGAAUCGUUUUUCUCACCUGAGUAAGAAGCUUAAUAAGCACAUCCUAUCAGUGCUUGAAUGAAAAUACGUUGAGAUAAUAAAAUAAUAUAUGCAGACAUGCUUCAUUAAUUAAAAGAAUACAAAAAUAUUGGUAACUGACCACAAAGAGGAAAGAUGUACUUUUAAAACUAUUAGACUCCAGACUGACAUGGAAUCAGCCUGCCUGGAUUCCAGCAAUUAACUCUUCUUUUUCAUUAGCUCAGUGCUGCCACUUUCUUACUUCCACAAUUGGAAUAACAAUAGUUACUUAAAAUAGGGAUACUUGGAAACUUUCCUCAGUUCCACAUCAGAAAGUGCUCAACAGUUACUAUUGCUAGUCCUUCCCAAAUCCACCCAGAAAGACUUUAGUGUCUUGUCUUUACAGUUCAGCUCAACCAAUUGUCAGGUCCCAAGACCUCCCUGGUGAUGCAAGGUGUUAAGUCUCAGCACUAUGAAGCUGUCUUCAGCCACUGUGGCACAAGUUCUAUCCCUGGGCAGGGAGCUUCCCACAUGGCGCAGCAGACCUCUCCUGUCUUGCCUGCUGCUCCCCUCAGCAGUGUAUUUCAGUAGAUCUGCCUGGUCUGCUCCCCACUCUGUCUCUGGUGAAUCUUCUCACCCCCUAUAACUCUGGCCUGCACCCCAGGUCUUGUAUGCAUAAAUAAAUAAGAAUAAAUCUUUAAAAAACAUUCACGUCUCACUGCAGAAGAAACACUGACUUUCCAGGACUUCUCUUAAGGCAUCACCUUCUAUCUCCCCGGCCUGUAGUCCUACUGCUCGCUCCUCAACCCUGCAAGUGGGUAGGUGGCUUUAGUAUUCACUAUUCUAUUAAAAAAUGUUUUAGAGGAAGUAAAUUAUAUACCAUACUUUGGACAGUUAAAAGUGAGGUGGUGCAUUUAGAAAGGGAGAAAAUUUUAAAUAUAGAACAGUGAACAAUUCUGUUUUUAACUUGCAAUACACAGUUGAUGAUAUAGGUAUAGAUGAGAACUAGAAUAAUACUCUUACUGUUGAUAACCUUUUGAAAAAGAUUUUUAUUCUUUUUUUUCUUCGUGUUAGUAUUUUCAGUUGCCACCUGUCUUCUUGGAUAGCUAUAACUUCCUUCCUGCAAAGCUGCUAGGUUUCACUAGGACUGGGGAGGUUCUGAAUCUUGCGUGUGAUUGCUUUUCUCAGUUCAGUAAAGAGAUCAGUCACCAAGUCACCCUUUACUUUCCAGUGAUGGCUGCCACCUCUCGUUUUCAUGAGAACUGAUAAAAGCAAAUGAGUCAGCCCCUAGGACCCUUCAAGAGUGGCACGCGAUGUUCAGGCUAACCUCAACCUUAGCUGAACUAAAGAGGUUUCAAAAAAAGUCUUCAAAGAAACCCUCCUUCCAAAAAUACAGGCAUGCAUCUGGCUUCCUUCUGCUUUCCCGCUUCUAUUUGCCUCUUAUUUAGUUUUCUGGAUUUCAUUUAACUUUUCAGAAUCAUCAAAGUAUGAUUUUUACUUUAGAUCAAAAAAGCAGUGAUAUAGUAGUCUGUGAUCUUCCCCUUAAAGGUAAGAUUCUGCGUUGAUACGUGUAAAGAGAAGGUCUUUUAGUUAGCACAAGGGGCGGAUGUGUUUAUCCUGUUAAUUAUCAGUCACCUUCUAGUUAAGAAGUAGACUAUAAGAAAGACAUUUCUGCUUAUGCUGGCUUGUUGGUUUCCUUUUCUUCCUCAGAUAAGUUUUGUUUCAAUGAUUAUUUUCAUAAUUGUGCCAUAUCCUCUCCUCUGUUAAGGUCCUAACUGCAUUUUAAGAAAAUCACAAUUUUGAUUUUAUGAUUUAGAAUGAUACAUGUAAUAAAAUAAUCAU
Talpa occidentalis (Iberian mole) is the source of this 3378-nucleotide messenger RNA. RefSeq names its product coproporphyrinogen oxidase (gene CPOX). The record is from RefSeq and is a predicted model, not a curated record. Gene Ontology annotation, molecular function: coproporphyrinogen oxidase activity. Gene Ontology annotation, cellular component: cytoplasm; mitochondrial intermembrane space. Bases 49 to 1470 code for a protein of 473 amino acids. The transcript is spliced from 8 exons. NCBI's taxonomy places the organism in Eukaryota, Metazoa, Chordata, Mammalia, Eulipotyphla, Talpidae.